GGCCGGUCCGGGGCGGAGCCGCUGCUCGGCGGGGUGGGUGCAGCAGGGUCGGCGCGUCUCGCUGCCGCCCGUCUGAGCCGGCUUUUCGGCGGGAGCCUCUACUCCAGAGUGCGCGGUAGCGUGGGCCGUCCGCGGGCCCCAUGUGGUGCCGACAUCACUGACAUGGCGGAAUCCCCGCCGAGCCCUCCUGGCACUCGCUCUAGCUAGCCGGGACUCACCACCGCGCCCGGCCCGGCUCGGCGUCCUGCACCAGCCCUCCGCCAGGAAACCCGUCGAGGAAAAUCCUCCAUGAAUGUACGUCACAAUGAUGAUGACCGACCAAAUUCCGCUGGAGCUGCCACCAUUGCUGAAUGGGGAGGUAGCCAUGAUGCCUCACAUCGUGAAUGGCGAUGGAUCACAGCAGGUCUUUUUGGUUCAAGUUAAUCCAGGUGAAACCUUUACAAUAAGGGCUGAGGAUGGAACCCUGCAGUGCAUCCAAGGACCAGCAGAGGUUCCCAUGAUGUCACCCAAUGGAUCCAUUCCCCCUAUUCAUGUGCCUCCUGGUUAUAUCUCGCAGGUGAUAGAAGACAACACUGGUGUUCGGAGGGUGGUGGUAACCCCUCAGUCUCCGGAGUGUUACCCUCCUAGCUAUCCUUCAGCCAUCUCUCCAACCCAUCACUUACCUCCAUAUCUGACACACCAUCCCCAUUUUAUUCACAACUCUCAUACAGCAUUUUAUCCUCCUGUCACUGGACCUGGGGACAUGCCACCACAGUUUUUCCCACAGCAUCAUCUUCCCCCAACAAUAUAUGGAGAACAAGAAAUCAUACCACUAUAUGGGAUGUCCAGCUAUAUUACCAGGGAAGAUCAGUACAGCAAACCACAGCACAAAAAACUCAAAGACAGGCAGAUUGAUCGCCAAAACCGUCUGAAUAGUCCUCCUUCAUCCAUCUACAAAAGCCAUAUAGGCAGCUGCCCAACUGUAUAUAAUGGUUAUGCAAAGAGUCACAAUGGAGCAAGCAGUGGAGGUGGCGGCGGGGGGGCUCCAGUAGUAAAGAAGCCGGAACGCAGAGCAAGAAGCAGCCCAAAGUCAAAUGAACAAGACCCACAUGAAUUUGAUUCAGAAACAAAAAGGGUUCAGGACAUUCUUUCUGGAAUGGAGAAACCACAGGUUACAAAUAUUCAAGCAAGAACGGUUUUACUUUCCUGGUCACCUCCCACUGGCCUUCUAAAUACAGAUAGACACAACAAUGGUUUGCCUUACACCUGUACCUACGAGGUUGCCUUAUCGGAUAAAGGGAAGGAUGGAAAAUACAAGAUAAUUUACAGUGGAGAAGAAUUAGAAUAUAACCUGAAAGACCUUAGGCCAGCAACAGAUUAUCACGUCAGGGUAUAUGCAAUGUACAACUCAGUAAAGGGUUCCUGCUCAGAGCCAGUAAGCUUCACCACUCACAGCUCAGCACCAGAGUGUCCCUUCCCACCCAAACCCUCGCACAGGACCAAAAGCUCCUUAACCUUACAAUGGAAGGCGCCCAUUGAUAAUGGUUCAAAAAUCACCAGCUACCUUCUGGAGUGGGAUGAGGGAAAGAGGAACAGUGGUUUCAGAGAAUGCUACUUUGGAAGCCAGAAGCAUUGCAAGUUGACUAAGCUUUGUCCUGCUUUGGGUUACACCUUCCGAUUAGCAGCUCAGAAUGAUGUCGGUACUAGUGGGUACAGCCAGGAGGUGGUGUGCUAUACCGCAGGUAAUAUUCCUCAGACCCCUUCAGCCCCAAGGCUUGUUCGAGCUGGUGUUACAUGGAUCGCAUUGCAGUGGAAUAAAGUAGAAGGAUGUACACCAGAGGAAGUGAUUUCCUACACCCUGGAGAUUCAGGAAGAAGAUAGUAAUAGCAUGUUUCACCCAAAGUACACUGGAGAGGAGCAAGCCUGUACUGUGAAGAAUCUCAGAAGAAGCACACAGUAUAAAUUCAGGCUGUUUGCUUCUAAUGUGGAAGGAAAGAGUUCUCCCAGCGAAGUGUUGGUCUGUACAACAAGCCCGGACAGGCCAGGACCUCCAGCCAGACCCGUUAUUAAGGGGCCAGUAACGUCUCAUGGCUUUAGUGUGAAGUGGGAUCCUCCACAGGAUAACGGUGGCUCAGAAAUCCUGAAGUAUCUACUAGAGAUUUCUCAAGGAAGUCCAGAAGCAAAUCAGUGGGAAGUGGCAUAUAGUGGAUCAGCUACAGAAUAUACCUGUACUCACUUGAAACCAGGCACUUUGUAUAAACUCCGGGCAUGCUGUAUUAGCACUGGUGGACACAGUCAGUGUUCUGAAAGUUUACCUGUCCGUACACUAAGUGUUGCACCUGGUCACUGUCGGCCACCAAGAGUGUUGGGGAAGCCGAAGCACAAAGAAAUACAGCUACAAUGGGAUGUCCCUCCAUCAGAAAGUGGCUGUCCCAUCUCAGAGUAUAGUGUAGAAAUGACAGAACCUGAGGAAGUAGUUUCUGAAGUGUACCAUGGGCCUGAUCUGGAGUGCACCAUCAGCAACCUUCUUCCUGGAGCAACAUACCGGUUCAGAGUGAGAGCUCUGAAUGAUGGUGGGUACGGGCCAUAUUCAGAAGCUACAGAAGUCACCACAGCAGCAGGACCGCCUGGCCAGUGCAGAGCACCUUCCCUGUCCUUUCUGUCCGACACAUGUGUACUUAUAAGCUGGGAGAGUCUUGAAUGUUCUGGUGCUGACAUCUCUGAAUACAGAUUAGAGUGGGGAGAAGAUGAGGAAUCUCUAGAACCGGUAUAUAAUGGCACAGAUACCUGUUUUGAAAUCAGUGAAUUGUCAGCGGCAGCGCAUUACUGCUGUAGGCUACAGGCUAUUAACCAGGCAGGAGCUGGACCUUACAGUGAUGUGGUAACCUGCCGAAUCCCCGCAUCUGUGCCUGAUGCAGUCUGUACGCUCUCCGUGCUGGAGGAUGAGCAUGUGGAUGCCUGUCAGCAUUCACCCUCUGUGUGCCUUGUACUGAACUGGGAAGAACCAUGCAAUAAUGGAGCUGAGAUUACAUCAUACAACAUUGACCUGGGUGACAUCAGCAUUCCAGUAGGGAAUGUUACAAGUUAUGUUAUCACUAAUUUGCUGCCAGAAACCUCAUACCGGAUCAGGAUCCAGGCUGUCAAUGAAAUAGGAGCUGGACCAUUUAGCCACUUCAUUAAAGCAAAAACUAGGCCAUUACCACCCUCACCUCCUCGGUUAGAGUGUGCUGCUGCAGGUCCUCAAAGCCUGAAGCUGAAAUGGGGAGACAGCAGCUCCAAGCUUCAUACUACCGAUGAUAUGGUCUAUAUCUUGCAGAUAGAAGACAGAAAUAAAAGGUUUAUUCCAAUUUAUAGGGGACCAAGUCAUACAUACAAAAUACAAAGGCUGACAGAAUCCACAUGUUACUCAUUCAGAAUACAAGCAGUCAAUGAUGCUGGGGAGGGACCUUUCUCAGACAUAUGUACCUUCUGCACAACUAAGUCAGUCCCACCUGCAAUCAAAGCUCCUCGAGUGACACAGAUGGGAGGAAAUGCCUGUGAAAUUACUUGGGAAAUCGUCCCACCCAUGAAAGGAGAUCCUGUUGGUUAUGUUCUGCAGGUACUGGUUGGAAGAGAAUCUGAAUACAAGCAGGUGUACAAGGGAGAAGAGACCACAUUCCACAUCUCAGGCCUUCAACUCAACACAGACUAUCGGUUUCGCGUCUGCGUCUGCCGCCGGUGCUUGGAUACCUCACAAGAACUUAGUGGACCUUUCAGCCCAUCCGUUGCCUUUAUGCUUCAGCGUAAUGAGAUCAUGCUUUCAGGAGAAAUGGGAAGCAUAGAUGAUCCUAAGAUAAAAAGCAUGAUUCCUACUGAUGAACAGUUUGCAGCCCUCAUCGUUCUUGGCUUUGCAAGUUUGUCAAUCAUAUUUGCCUGUAUAUUACAGUACUUCUUUAUGAAGUAGGGGAUUCAAUGGAAGUUUGAGAUACAAAUUUAACUAAUGCUACGCAUUAUAAUCCCACAUUUAUUCAGAUACUCCUUUUUUUUUUGAAAUCCUUUUGUUCUACCAUACAUUUUAUAUACUUCUUGUUUUUACAGUUCUAGCUUGAAGAAAGAUAAAUCAGUGUUUUGGUGCACCUUUUUGAAAUUCAAAACUUGGAAGUGGUCAAACUGGAGAAACAAACAAACCAGACACCAAAUGCAAGGUUUUUUAUUUUUUCCUCUACAGAUUCAAAAUUGUCACCGAUUUGUCUUUUCAACGUUGUUUUGGGUUUUUUUCACUGAAGUUCAUACAGUCUCUUAUUUUACCUUACUAUUUAGGAAAUUUUAAUCAUGAGUCACUUUUUUGUCUCUUCUUUUUCCUUCUAAACAUUAGUCAUGAGUGUGUAUAGUGGCAAGACUAGAAUACAGUGUUAGUCAACAGUACCGAGUUUUCCUUGAACAGUAUUAGCCAUGUUGCCUAUGAGUUAUUCACUACUUUUGCCCCAUUUUUCUCAAGGUAAAAUCUAAGUUAUUUUAACUGUGUAGUGCAUUUAAAUCGGAACAGUAUCCUGCAGCUUAAAAACUUUUUUAAUUAUCUGUUACUUUUACAGUUACAACACUAUAAACUGCCUGUGUAAGAAAUCAAAUAACCAAAUUGCAUAUAAAUUAUGAAGCAUUAUAGAUUUUUUUACCAUUUUGAUUCCUAGCAGUAAUUUUAAGUAAGAGGGCAUUGUGCAAUAGUUAGUUAUUCCCAUGUUCAGCUAUUUAAAAGCUGCUUUAGCUUGUCUGUUCGUCACUGUAUAUAACUAUUCCUUAUCUAAUACUAGAUAUUAUUCUAUUAUGUUCAGCCUGAUUUAUAUGAUUAUUGCUGGUGACGGCUUACUGCCUCUACUGAAUUAGGUGAGAUUUUCACUCAGUGUAAGCAAACUUUACUGUUGGUUGAUCUUUUUUUAUUACUGUUAUUUUUUGGAGGGGUAUCCAUUUUAUGGAACUUUCUUGGAGGUAUCAGAAAUUAGGUCUGUCUAUUUUAAAUACCUUAAAUGGGUAUCUACGCUAUUCUUACCACAGGGCUGAUUGAAAUAAUAACUUGGUACAUGGCAAAAUUCAGAUGAGAGUCUUGCAGGAAGAGUAGUCCCUGCUCUGAUGGGAGCAUGUGCCCCUCCCGCCUGCCCCUUCCCAGACACAUAUUUUAAUUCAUCAAGAUACUAGAUUUUUAACUCUGGAGUCAUUGGAUUAUUUAUAUUAAGUCAACAUUGUGCAAGUACCUCAGGGACAUAAAUGAGCUGGAGGUGCAAAUAGAUUCCAAAAGGGUGCAACAGACACAGUGUAUUUCCCUGCCUCUUGUUUUUGUAUAUUUUUGCUACUUGGUUUUGCUUUUGUCCUAGCUAUUUUGUGCUCUUGUCUCCAUUGUCUUAAGAUUCAGUGUCCUGUACUAGCAUAAUAUUCCCUUAACCAAAGUAAUGGGGAAGAAACAACAUUAUUUUUGGUUUAGGUUUAUUUAUACUAUAUACUGCAUACAGUACUUUAAAUACCAAUUACAGUGCAAUCUUUUAUUUAUUGUAAAAAAUAAAAUAAAAAGUGUACUUAUGUACUAAUCCCCCUCUCCACCCUCCCCAUAGCAUGUUAUAUUUUGUCUGUUUUAUACUGUUGUACUUAGGUCAACUUUUUACCUGGCAGCAUUCCUAGUAGUAUUAAUCUUCUUACAUUUUCUUGUGUUUUUGAAGAUGGGAGCAUCUAGUACAUUAAAUGCCAAAAAAAAGAAAAAAAAAAAAGAAAAGAAAAAAACCAUUACCAGUGAUUCAAACGUUUACAUGUAUCCAAAAA
Messenger RNA from Pezoporus flaviventris, 5763 nucleotides. It is a transcript of the gene FNDC3B, whose product is annotated as fibronectin type III domain containing 3B. The record is from RefSeq and is a predicted model, not a curated record. Bases 293 to 3922 code for a protein of 1209 amino acids. The transcript has 26 exons. Gene Ontology annotation, molecular function: protein binding. Lineage: Eukaryota; Metazoa; Chordata; Aves; Psittaciformes; Psittacidae.